This is a messenger RNA of Carlito syrichta (Philippine tarsier), 6368 nucleotides long. It is a transcript of the gene MAPK10, whose product is annotated as mitogen-activated protein kinase 10. The transcript is spliced from 12 exons. Gene Ontology annotation, biological process: JNK cascade; protein phosphorylation. Gene Ontology annotation, molecular function: ATP binding; JUN kinase activity. Lineage: Eukaryota; Metazoa; Chordata; Mammalia; Primates; Tarsiidae. The record is from RefSeq and is a predicted model, not a curated record. The coding region runs from base 133 to 1413 and encodes 426 amino acids. Gene Ontology annotation, cellular component: nucleus; cytoplasm.
UAUGAGCCUCCAUUUCUUAUACUACUGCAGUGAACCAACCUUGGAUGUGAAAAUUGCCUUUUGUCAGGUGUGUGUUCCUUACAGGGAUUCGAUAAACAAGUGGAUGUGUCAUAUAUUGCCAAACAUUACAACAUGAGCAAAAGCAAAGUUGACAACCAGUUCUACAGUGUGGAAGUGGGAGACUCAACCUUCACAGUUCUCAAGCGCUACCAGAAUCUCAAGCCUAUUGGCUCUGGGGCUCAGGGAAUAGUUUGUGCUGCAUAUGAUGCUGUCCUUGACAGAAAUGUGGCCAUUAAGAAACUCAGCAGACCCUUUCAGAACCAAACACAUGCCAAGAGAGCAUACCGGGAGCUGGUCCUCAUGAAGUGUGUGAACCAUAAAAACAUUAUUAGCUUAUUAAAUGUCUUCACACCCCAGAAAACGCUGGAGGAGUUCCAAGAUGUUUACUUAGUAAUGGAACUGAUGGAUGCCAACUUGUGUCAGGUGAUUCAGAUGGAAUUAGACCAUGAGCGAAUGUCUUACCUGCUGUACCAAAUGCUGUGUGGCAUCAAGCACCUCCACUCGGCUGGAAUUAUUCACAGGGAUUUAAAACCAAGUAAUAUUGUGGUCAAGUCUGAUUGCACGUUGAAGAUCCUAGACUUUGGUCUGGCCAGGACAGCAGGCACAAGCUUCAUGAUGACUCCUUACGUGGUGACACGUUACUACAGAGCUCCCGAGGUCAUCCUGGGAAUGGGUUACAAGGAGAACGUGGAUAUAUGGUCUGUAGGAUGCAUUAUGGGAGAAAUGGUUCGCCACAAAAUCCUCUUUCCAGGAAGGGACUAUAUUGAUCAGUGGAAUAAAGUAAUUGAACAACUAGGAACACCAUGUCCAGAAUUCAUGAAGAAAUUGCAACCCACAGUACGAAACUAUGUAGAGAAUCGGCCCAAGUAUGCGGGACUCACCUUUCCCAAGCUCUUUCCAGAUUCCCUCUUCCCAGCGGAUUCUGAGCACAAUAAACUCAAAGCCAGCCAAGCCAGGGACUUGUUGUCGAAGAUGCUAGUGAUUGACCCAGCAAAAAGGAUAUCCGUGGAUGACGCCUUACAGCACCCCUACAUCAAUGUCUGGUAUGACCCUGCCGAAGUGGAGGCGCCUCCUCCUCAGAUAUAUGACAAGCAAUUGGAUGAAAGAGAACAUACCAUCGAGGAAUGGAAAGAACUCAUCUACAAAGAAGUCAUGAAUUCGGAAGAAAAGACUAAAAAUGGUGUAGUAAAAGGACAGCCUUCUCCUUCAGGUGCAGCAGUGAACAGCAGUGAGAGUCUCCCUCCCUCUUCGUCCGUCAACGACAUCUCCUCCAUGUCCACCGACCAGACCCUGGCAUCUGACACUGACAGCAGCCUGGAAGCCUCGGCAGGACCCCUGGGUUGUUGCAGGUGACUAGCCGCCUGCCUGCGAAAUCCAGCGUUCUUCAGGAGAUGAUGUGAUGGAACACAUACACAUAGACACGCACACACACACACACAUGCAGACACUCACGCACACACACAGAUGUAGACAUGCAACAUCAAGAAAACAGCAAGGGAGAGAAUCCAAGCCUAAAAUGGAAACAAAUCUUUCAGCCUGCUUCUUCCCCAGAGUUCUGUAUUGCAGCUAAGCUCAAAUGUAUAUUUAACUUCUAGUUGCUCUUGCUUUGGUCUUCUUCCACUGAUGCUUACUACAGAAAGCAAACCAAACACAAUUAGAGAAGCCUUUUCCAUAAAGUGUAAUUUCAAUGGCUGCAAAACCAGCGACCUGUAACUGCCCUUUCAAAUGGCAUGACAAGGUGUGCAGUGGCCCCAACCAGCAUGUGUGUGUCUCUAUCUUGCAUCUACCUGCUCCUUGGCCUAGUCAGAUGGAUGUAGAUACAGAUCCGCAUGUGUCUGUAUUCAUACAGCACUACUUACUUAGAGAUGCUACUGUCAGUGUCCUCAGGGCUCUACCAAGACAUCAUGCACUGGGGUACCACAUGGUCCAUUUCAUGUGAUCUAUUACUCUGACAUAAACCCAUCUGUAAUAUAUUGCCAGUAUAUAAGCUGUUUAGUUUGUUAAUUGAUUAAGCUGUAUGUCUUAUAAGAAAACAUGUAAAGGGGGGAAUUAUGGGGGGAGUGAGCUCUCUCGGACCCUUGAAGAUGUAGCUUCCAAAUUUGAACUGAUUAAAUGGCACCUGUAUACCAAUUUGUAGAAAGAACAUGUGCUGCUUAUAUAAAGUGUGGGGGGAGGGGGUAACAGUUUUCAGGCACUCAAUGGUUUGGCCUUUAGAAGGCAGUUGGGAAUAAAAGCUGAGAGUCUUUUUUUUUUUACAGUGAGCAGUAGAAGAGACUAGAGAGUAGUAUUGCCGUGUGAGCUAAGACAGAAAAGAGGUCAUUGCCCAGAUACUAGGUGUGCAUGUUUUAGAGGUUAAUCCCAUUCCCAUUUGUCACUUCCAAAGGAUCUAUUGUAACAGAAGACUACUGGAAAAAGGGGCAGGUGGUGAGGUAGGUUAUUGUGUACAUAGUUGUUGGUAAGACUCUUUCCCUGAAACUGAGCGGAAUUGCUUCCAUAUGGAUUCCUUAAACAGAAAAAUGAGCCUACUGAAACUACUUUUAGAUUGUAGGUUGUGAUUUUCAUGUGUGAGUUGCUUCCCAGGUUCAUACCCUGCCAAGAUUUUAUUUUGAGAAAAUAAUAUUACUUUCUUCUUUUGGAAUUAAAAAUAAUAAUAAAAAUAAAACCCCCAAAACACAUGAUGAUCCUCAGGUUAGCAUCUGGAAAUAUCUCUAGUGACAUUAUUAUUCCUCAGUGGUUUCCCUGACUCCUUAAUAUGGCUGAUGUUUUAUGUUCAUUUAUUUUCUUGUCUGAACAAUCGAAGAAGGGCUGAUAAUCUGAAUUUUGUAGUGCAGUAGGUACAAGAGCAAUAACUCUGCCUAUAAGUUACUGCUGCUAAAUAGCUUUAGCAAUAUGAGUUUGUCUUUAAAGCCAUGAAGCAUUAAUGUCAGUGUUUUGCAAAAUCUCUUGAAUUUAGCUUAAAUUCUACAUAAGUGCUUUCCUGAGCACUUAAGGAGGCACUGUGAAAUAUCUUGGUUAUGAACAAGGCAAUUCCAAGAUGACUUCUCAGCAAUAAUUAGUACCAGGUACAGGCUUCCCUUCUUACUUACUUUGGUGACAUGUUCAUCACAGUUAUUUGCACUCUGACCAUUCUGGUGCUCACCAAUGUGGUGAUGUUUCACCUGAAGAAGAAGUGAAAUGCAGGAAAGGGAUGGUUGGUGAGUGUGAAAUGACUGACAAAUGGAAUCCCCUCAAAAACAGAGCAAACAAAAAUGCCAGUGCUCUGAAAACUGCCUUAAAUACAAUAACAGGGAAGCUCUGUCUCUCUUCAAGCAAUAGAGUCAACAGGGAACUGCAACCCAGCACCAUUGCCAGCAAUGCUGCCAUUUCUGGGAUUGCUUCACACAAUAGGAUUCUGUACAAGAGGUCAUUUGUUUAAAAUAAAGAGAAGAACUUUAGCUUGUGCAGCUUGUCCCCUGGAAUAAAAAUGGCCUAGUUUCUUUAGCCUGCUACCAUUCUUUUUUGGUUAAUACUGUGGACAACUAGAUAUUUAAAAAUGCCUCCUCAUUUGCAUAAGCCCCCUCACUUUUCUUUCUGUUAUAUUACUGGGGUUUUUGUUUUGUUUUGUUUUGUUUGAACUCUCUUCUCUGUGUCCCUAAUUCUUUUCUUAUCUUUUUUCUCUGCACUUUUCUCUCAAUAUAUCUGUAGCCUCUCCACUUCCAUGCUUUCUACCACAUGGGAUUAAGUGCAGAGAAGAGGAAAGAGUCACAAAGCGAAUUUUAUCAGUCCCAAGAUGACAUCACAAAAAGGAAGUCUCUAGCCAGCUUCUUAGAAGUGCUUGACAGUAGACUAUCUAUCAUGUCUGCAGAAAUGUUGAUUUUUUUUCACUCAGAUUCAACCAGACGAAAACUAGAAACUAGACAAUGCUCCCCUCCACCCCCACUAUUGCCACCUUCCAGAAACUCAACUAGUCUUAUAUCUCCUGUUGUAUGACUCUUGGAAACUGGUUGCCUUUAGCCAAAUCUCCCGUAGGGACAAGAGAAAAACGGAACAAAUCCCUCGGAUUUAAGUGUCAUUUACAAAUAGAGCUAAGGAUUUGGUUCUUGCAGGAUCAGCUUUACUAGGUGAUCAAUGCAAGACAGAUGAUGGAACAACAAAGAGAAUCGCUUCUGUAAAAGCCCGCCAGUCCUUCACCACCCUGGGUUCACAUUAUUAUAAUAUCUUUAUUAUGUCAUUAUCAAAUUCAUAGAUGAUUAUGUCAUUAUCAAAUUCAUAGAAUAUAUUAUGUUCUGUAAUGAGUCUUUUCUUUAAAAAAAAAACUUCAAAUAUUUCUUUCUUAGUUACCUAUUAUUGCUCAAGGAUGUCCUUACUUUUCAGGUAGGGAAAUGUCAAUCAACUGGACAAAUUCCUGGAAAAAGUGAAGGUUCUGCCUAGGGUUGGUGCUCAUUUUAAUUUUAGAACAUGAAGUUGCACACUGAGGACCUGCCAUCACAUCCUGUGGGCCAUUUGGACUAGCAGUGACCCUUAAUACAAUCUUUUGUAGUAAUUUGCAGAAAGAACGGCUAUGUACCCAUGUGCAGGGAUAAUUCAAUUGUUGUGAGAGUUUGCCAAAGCCACCACCACUCUAGCUUUGUCUUCGCUAUUUUUCUAUGUGUUUUGUGGGUCAGUGUUCACUUUUAAAAAGGGAGACUUUGGCCUUACGACAGAGUUUCCUCUUGUGGAAUAAAGACUGAUAUUAAUCUUUCAUCUUCAAGAAUCUGAUGACUGAGCUUUGUAGGAAUGUACCCCACAGUUGGAAAAGGGCCUGGUCAAUCCCCACCAAUUGGAGUAGGCUACUUACUUGAGGCCAAGGAGCUGGAUAAUUUUUCUCAAUCUGUUAUCAUUAUCAGCAAAAUAUUAGCUAAAAAUAUGAAUAACAGCUGACUGAUAAGUCAGAAAAUUGGCCUUGGCAAAUGGAACAUAUAGAAUAGACAAGAAUAUUUAAAUCCUUUAAUGACCUGUCGGAGCAGGGGACAAACAAAAAGUAAAACUGAUAUUUUGAAUUUUAAAUAUUCAUUGCAAAACCAAUAUUAUACCAAAUCUAUUUAUAUUUAAAUCUCUGAACAUAUAAAAAUCCAUCUUAAAAGCAUUAUGCUCUGUAAAGCAUGUUGUCAGUCAGCUUUGCUGAAAAAUAUACCUUCCAUAGCUCAGAGACGAGUAACAUCACUCUAGUAAAUUUACACCCAGCCACUUUGGGUGUAAAGAGAAAUCCCAUUUUCCACUCACAAUUUCCAACACACAUUUUAGUUGUAAGAGUUUAUCAUUUUCCACAGAUGCCAUUAAAUUAAGCAGGGAAACUACUUUCUGUAAAAUCAACAAAAAAAAGUUACAAUGUAAAUAGAUAUGUUAGUUCUUUUCCUGGUGAUUAAACUGUAAGAUUUUGUUUUUCCUUUGACAUUUAGUUAUUUAACUAUCUGAAAAUGGUUCACUUUGACCUGUUACUUUAGUCAGUCAAACUCAAAUGAGGGGCCUCUGUUCAUAUAUAUAGACUCCUGUAUAUGUAACUUUUGAUUAUGUGGGACCGAUGGCCAGUAUAUUCUAAUGGAAACAAAUCUCCCACCCUGUAUCUAGGAUUAUCUGCUCACCUUGCCAUGUGCCAUGUCCAUCUUGCAAUGAGAACUAACUUACACCUGCCUGUUAUUCUGCAUGAUUGGACUCCAAAGAUUAUUACCAAUGAAGAGAAUUGUCCUGUGUCAGUGUUCAUAAAAUGGACUUAAAGCACACACACAUGCGCACACACAUUCACUUGCUCCCUUACAAUUCUAGACCCACCUUGGAAAGUGAAACCAUGUUUGUUCUGUUUCUUUGCAAGGCCUUAGUGGUGAGAACUAAGGUCAGUCAGCCUGAUGGAUAAAAUGAAAUCUUAGUGAUGUUCAAUAAGAGCUUGAAAUCAUUCAAGUAAUUUUUGUGUCCUUUCUCACACUCUUUCAUUUUUAUUGUUUUCUUUUAUUUUCAAAAUUCUGUGGAACAAGAGGAUGAAUCGGGGGAGAACUUUGGCUUCUUUAGACGCUUUGUCGGCGGAUACUGAGUCAAUACAUUGUGAUUUCUGUUUUUUAUGAAUUAUUAAAAUCAGAGGAAAUCUACUUCACUUAACAUAAAACCAAAUCCAAAUCCACAUGUUGUUGGAGUUUGCCUGUUGACAAUGGUUAUUAUGCUGUUCGUUGUCUUGGGUCGCAUGCACUCAGUAGCUCUGAGGGGUCUCACACGAUUUUAUUCACAUGGUGAAAGAAACCUGUAGUGUGGUCUGGUUGUGCCAGGGAAUAAAUAAGAAAUAAGGAGUGAUUGAUUUCUCA